This is a messenger RNA of Macroventuria anomochaeta, 714 nucleotides long. RefSeq lists its product as uncharacterized. The transcript is spliced from 3 exons. The record is from RefSeq and is a predicted model, not a curated record. Lineage: Eukaryota; Fungi; Ascomycota; Dothideomycetes; Pleosporales; Didymellaceae. The annotation marks the transcript as partial.
CCCAUAUAUACAGUAGACCUGCAGCACUUGCCCUGUGGACCAACGCUGAGUGUUGAUUGUUCUCCUUUCGAGAUCGCAAACUCCGAUCAGAUACGAUUGUUCCACAAAACGACUCAAGGUUGGGCUAGCAUGGAAACUACUGCGUUCGCUCUCUCCAAACCCAUCGAUGAUGCAGCUAUGGACGAUUAUGUCCAAAAGCACGUAGACCUUUUCCUCAACCAAGCAAAGGGCGGCUCGACUUGGCUAGACACCGUUCUGAAGCAUGCAUCCAACUACUUACAGGAUGAUCUCAUCCAAAGAACAUUGCGCUUGUGGUCUGCCCAUCGACUCCUUAUGCAAGGCUGGCAGCUAACCUUUCCUGGGUCCCUUGGAAUGCCACUCGUAAUGAACCGAGGGUCAUUCCUUUUCAACACGACGCCAGCUCCGCGCGUUCUCCAGAACCAGCUGGAUCGUAGACUCGAGCGGUACUGUGCAGAUAAAGAAGCAGAAUGCUUGAAAGCACUCUCACGUACUUUGCGCCAAAAAUAUCGCCGCGAGUGGACCGCUACCUUCAUCUCGGCAGUUAUUCUGUUGCAUACGCGAGAAAGGGAUAUAUUCAGAUUAUUAUACUGGACUCUCGACGCAAGCAAUACGUACAUAUGGCGGCAUCCGGAACCUGCACGUAGACUCAUAGACCGAAGCCUACACGCAAGCAAUGUCCUCUUGGGACAUCUC